Molecule: messenger RNA, 5050 nt
Organism: Linum trigynum
Lineage: Eukaryota; Viridiplantae; Streptophyta; Magnoliopsida; Malpighiales; Linaceae
Source: the annotation of a GenBank genome assembly
CUUGAGGAAUCCAUCCACCUGAGAACUGUUAUUUCCUUUUCUCUUUCUUCUUCGUUAAAUCACUGAGGCAAAGAUUGAAGAACAUGAACCAAAGGUGAGUCGAGGAGCUGAAAUUGAAGAGCAAGGAAGACAACAUGGAAGGUGGAAAUUGUAUGAAAAUCGUCAAAGCUCCUUCAUGGCCGCCAAGAACUUCCUCUGCCUUUUACCGUCGCCGUGUGAAUCGAAAUUCCCCUGCCCAUUUCCUUCCUUGUAGUGGGGAUUUGAACUUGUUAAACUCUGCGCUUUUAUUGGCGUUGACGGAGCGGAGAACACAAGAGGAAUGGACGACCAGGAGAUAAAAGCUAUGAUGGAUCGAAUCUCCACCAUCUCCCACCGUCAAUCGCAGUAGGGGCUUCUCUGGAUCUUCGUAAGGUUACAGUAUACAAAAUACUUUCGUUGCUGGAGCGGUCACUUGCAACAAACAAAAACAAAAUACUGAAUUCGGAUACAGAAUACCAACCCAGAACCCCAUCUCCAGAACCCAUCACUAAUAUCUCAAAACCCCAUCGCAAGAACCCAAACCUAGGCUUUCAUCAGAGGCGACGAAAUAGGAAUCAACGCUGCAGAUCGAACAAGAUUGAUUCCAGGUUUCUUAUUGAAGAGGAAGCAUGAUGGGAGGAUUAAGUCGGAAUCCAACGCCGGAAUGCAGGCAUCCUUUCCUCACCCAUCUUCCUUCCCGACGUCGAUGCUUCCGGAGUGAACUCCACAUCUUCUAAUUUAUUUUUUAUAUUUCUUCCAUUUUUCAUUAAUUUUUGUUAAAUAAGUAAUAUGAAUAUAUGAUAAAUCAAAUAGACACAGUACGUGGAAUGAUGAGGUGGAAUAAUAAUAUUAAUUUUAAAUUUUUUUAAUUUUCAUAUCAUCUAGUUAACGGUCAAACUUUAUAGUUGACUGCCAUGUAGGACAAAUUUAACGGAGUGUAACGGUCAGUGACUAACGGUGAAAUGAUUCGUAAAGUUAGUGGUUGAUAAGAAAGAAAAAUAAUUCGAGUGACAAACGUGAAAAUUUUAUGUAAAGUGAGUGACCAAACAUGUAAUAUAGCCGAACUAAUUCUGUGGCAGUCGUUGUCUUCUCUUGCUGCUAGAAGUCCCAACAUCCGUAUUCCUCUGUUCCGUUGGAAGCUCCCAGAAGAAUCUCACUCCAAUUAGCGUUGGGCUUUCAAACGAAGACAGAGGAUUAUUUGCGAGAAACAGAGGUAGUGAUCCUUUAAUCCAAUUCUAUUAGAUGGAUUGACAUAGGUAACUUUCUGUUCCCGCUCACUAUAAACACAGGUUUCGAAGGUGCGUUUGAAACCACAUCUUUGGUAAUGGCAGUAAUGGAGACAUAUUUUGACUGGCGGCAAACAAUCGGCCGGCGGCCAACAUCAUCGAGCUCGUAUGGGGGAGCAAAACCUAAAUACCAAAUCAGACCGGCUUUUCGGUUAAAAAAAUAUUUACACUGCUUGUUCCAAUUGUUGACGCUGCAUGUACCGCAGAGGGCCUGACCCCAUCGGCGGCCAAAGCAGGCAGAAGGCAAUGGAGUGCUCUCUUUUUUAUUCCUACAAAAUAAAUGUACAAAGAAGAUAGGUACUCUAGGAAAGUAGCGGAUGCAAUUAAUUGUUUUGGAAAGUGGCCAAUUGAUCAACAUAUAAGGAAUUACAAACACAAACAUGUGCCCAUCUCCACCUAAAAUCGAGUUAAUUAAAUAUUUGGACACUUGGCGGUUGGUUAUUGAUCGGGAGUACCACGUCACUAAUCUCGGGAUGGGAUUAGGUGCUAACCCUUAUAGGGUUAGCACCGUGAUAACUAGCAAAAAAACGUUACUAAAAAUAACGAAAUCACUACGGGUUAUUAUAAAAUCACUACUAAUUCAAAUUAGUAGAGUUUUUCCUUUGAUUAAGACAGUGCUAACUAUUGUACAAUUAGCACCGUAGCCGGUCCCACCAAUCUCACGUGGUACUCCCGGUGUAGGCAAUAAUUUCUCAUUUUGCAUAGGGUGAUAUGCUUCUCUCUCAUCAUUUUCUCCUGGGGGCUUGGUGGAGACUGGAGAGAGAUUAAAUGAGAUAAGACCCGUCAAAACUCAAAUGAACACAAGGAAGAAAAGAAAAAAAAAAUCACUUUAAAAAAACAACGAAUUGUGCAUGGAUUUCUCAUGGUUGUUAAAAUUGGAAUGAACUGCCAAACCGGUCAGAUCACUAAAAUCAGCAUUCGGCCAUCAGAUAAAUUCGAAACUGUCAAGUGUCAAUUAGUGGCUUGCUUUGAGCCAGCCGGACGAUAUUACAUUUCAAGAGGUUCAAUGCUAGAACUGGAUGAACAUUCCAACCAAAUCAGAAUUAUUUUAGGUUUAUUUACGAGGAUUGCUAUUCGUCGUCCUAAUUAAAUUAAAUUUACUUUAAUGUCUUUAGUUCAUUUAUUUGUCUUUAAGGUAAAUUGCAAGGUUGGUCACUAAGAUUACUAAAAAAAACUCAUGUUUGGUCACCACAAAUAUUAAAUUACAUUCGUGGUAACUCAAAUUAGUAAAACAUUUCAAGUUUGGUCACUCUUCUUCCAACUCCGUUAAUUUUUAUUUAUGUGACAGUCAACUCUUAUAGUUGACUGUUAAAUGUUUGAAAAAAAAUUAAUUUUUAAUUUCUUAAAAUUUCCACCUCAUUUACCCUAUUAAAAAAAUAAAAGUAAAAUUAAUUUUUUUUUUGUAAUUCAACAAACCCUAACUGUCCACUCUUGCAUGCCCCCACCGCCGCCUCUCAAUCUCUCUUCUCGCCGCCGCGUCCCCUAGCAAUUAACAUGCGAAGACGCUCCCUCCGAUUCACUUCUCUCUCUCUCUCUCCUCUCAGCUCGCAGUCGUCUUUCACUCUUUUGCCGGCAAGAUUGUCGCCGACUCUUCCAAAUCCGUAUUCUGUCGCCACUCACUCCUUCACCAGCGAGAUCCGGGUAAACGUAACGGCCGUCAGCAAUCGAGGUUGUAUGUGUGUCGUGACCGUCGGAAUCGCGAGUGGAGCGAAACUCGGAGAAAACAGACGAGACGAGGAGGAAUCGGGAGGACAAAGGAGGAGGAUUCCCUAAUUGCUCUUGCUUGCCAGAGGAAGCAGAGGCCAAGGCGAUAUUGAAGGGAAUUAAGGAGGCGGCGACUAGAGGAUUUACACCUUUGAUCGUGGAGAGUGACUGUUAAUAUCUUAUUGAGGAACUGGAAGAGGAGGAAAGCGGAAGGUCUGAGGGGGUUAAUCAGUGAUUUGUGAACAGAUUCUGCAAGAGAAGAAAUCAAUGGAGGAGGCGACUUUGCCAAGUGAUAAACAAAUAAGAUGGGCAUUCAUCCGAAGGAGAUCGAAUUGUACAACCCAUAGAUUGACUCAUCCACGUUUGCUUGGAAUAAAAUUAUUGUUUGGGGUGCUAGCCCACCUAUAUGGAUAGUUGAAGUGAUAAUGGAGAACUAUAAUGUAGGCUUUGCACGCGAGAUGUAAUUUGAGUAAUAAUAAUAAGCAGGUUGGUUAUAAAAAAGGAAAAUAUUAUUUUCAUCUUUUUUCGAUGAAUAGUUUUAUCUUUUUAAUUGUUGACAAAUGAGGUGGAAAUUUUAAAAAUUAAAAUUUUUAUUUAUUUUAUUAAUUUUUAAUUGUCAUGUCACAUAUUUAACGGUCAACUAUAAGAGUUGAUUGCCAAGUAAGCAAAAAUUAACGGAGUUGGACGGAGAGUGACCGAAAUUGAAAUGUUUUACUAAUUUUAGUGAUCACGAAUGGAAUUUAAUAUUUUUAGUGACCAAAAGUGAACAUUUUUAGUAAUCCCAAUUACCAACAUUGCAAUCUACCCGGAAAAUUAAUAUGUACAAAACAAACACCAAUGAUGAGUAGAAGAAUGAUGCCGAAAUACAAUUGGUGUCUAAAAAUAAUUAUGUUAUAAGUACAAUACAAUAGACUAUAUAUUCAAGAUAGAGAUAGCAACCGGUUCGGGUGAAAUCGAUAUAAACUUCAUAACCAAAAGUAGUUACGGAUAUAAUAUGGUAUACCAAAACCUACCUGUAUGUAGUUCGGAAAAACUCUUUUCCACCAUCCCCAUGCAAUAAUAUGUAUCGUUCUUGGUAUAGUGAGAAUAUUUUUUAGAAUGUCAAUGUUACUUUUAAGUUCUUUUUUACGACAUUUGCGUCUUAUAAAAUUUUAACGCAUUAGAGAUAUGAAUGAUUGAAAUGUUGAAGUGAGUGUGUCUAAAUCAUAAUUGUAACCAAGCUUGAAGAAAGCGUUAGGCAUAAGGCAAGGGAUGAGGCUCUGCCUAGCGCCUAACAUGCCUAGAUAAGCCUAAGCAUUGAAUGUAAAUGUAGCAAACUAUCAGACUUGCCUAGAAUCACAAGUUUACGAAUCAAUAUCAUUGCGUCCAUCUCUCAUUUCUAGAACCUCAUCAACAACACAUGAUAAAGUAUAAAACAUAGUCUGGAAAAAUGAGAAAUGAAGAAGAAGCAGGAAAUAGCAUAGUAGAUUGUGAGAGAAGAAGGGCAAAAAAGAUGAAAGAAGAAGCUACAUUAAAGAUGUUUGUCACUAACUCCAGCCUAGAAGCUAGCAACAAUUGGGAGGGGAAGAAGGAAAAGGGAGGACGGUUUUGAUUUAUUUCUAACCUAGUAGCAUAUCAAAAGGUAGAAAAGAGACAUUGUGACGUCGUUUUGAGGCGCAACUCAGUGCUGACUAGGCGUCAAGGGGGCCACUUCAUCAUUGAGACGCACUAUCUGUUGUUAAUUAUGGCCAAGGCGGGGCAUUUUUCUUCUCCCUACCGCCUAUGCGAGUGUCUAGGCGUGUUUUUUAGAACCGUGGUUGUAACACUUAUUCAAGUGGAUUUGGUGCGAAUAUUUAAAAUAUCAAAAUCGCACCAGAUCCAUUAACCUCUUUUUCGGAAUCUCGAAAAACUCAUCCAAAACUAAUAUCUAUUUGAUUUUCUCCAACCUAAUCGAUUCAAAUUCUGUUGGAUACCCAUGUGGAUGGAUGAUUUUCCCAUCCCUAAUCCAAGUAUAUUACUCUUAAAGGAAAUUAAAACAACCAUAGUAAAAUAACCUAAAAUUA